Messenger RNA from Neohortaea acidophila, 1293 nucleotides. RefSeq names its product major facilitator superfamily domain-containing protein. The record is from RefSeq and is a predicted model, not a curated record. Gene Ontology annotation, cellular component: membrane. Gene Ontology annotation, molecular function: sucrose:proton symporter activity. Lineage: Eukaryota; Fungi; Ascomycota; Dothideomycetes; Mycosphaerellales; Teratosphaeriaceae. The transcript has 2 exons. Gene Ontology annotation, biological process: transmembrane transport. The coding region runs from base 1 to 1293 and encodes 430 amino acids.
AUGGAUCAUCUCCUCAACAGUGAUCGCCGAGAGUUCACUACACUUCGAAUGGUCGGUUUGACAUGUGUAGUGGGCGGCAUUCAAAUCAUCUGGGCAAUUCUGAUGGGCAGUACAUCUCUGUAUCUGACAUCCCUUGGAUUUUCAAACGCUGCCAUGGCAAUGAUUUGGUUGAUGGGCCCACUUUCUGGCACCUUCGUCCAGCCAUUGAUGGGUGUGUGGAGCGAUUCAGUGACCUGCCGAUGGGGCCGGCGGAAACCAUUUGUCCUUGGAGGUACCAUCGGACUGCUGGCCGGGCUGAUGGUGCUGUCCGAAGCAGAAGAGCUUGCAGGCCUCGUGGGCAUUUCAAGCCAAGUCUUUGCCGUUGUCGGAGUGUGCACCAUUCUUCUCUUCGUUCAGCCACUCCAGAUGGGUGCCCGCGCUCUGAUCGCCGAACAGUCGCCACCUAACCUCGUUGCACAAACAAACGCUUGGGCAAGUCGCUGGGUCGGAUUCGGAUCGGUGUCUGGCUAUCUGUUGGGCGCACUCAACCUGGGGGAUUCAAUGAAGGCCCUGUAUGCCAUUGCGGCGGCCUUGCUCAUCCUCUCGGUGCUGAUCACAUGUUGGACUAUACGAAAAGCUCCUCCCCCUCUGACUCUGGACAAAUCCCGACCAAUCUCCGCUUCUGGCAAAAUCUCUCCGGCGAUCCAACAAAUCUUCAAAGUCCAGCUGUUUGCCUGGAUGGCCUGGUUCCCAUUUUUGUACUAUGGCUCGACAUACGCCACGGAAGGGGAUGUCCUUGGCACUAAAGCAUCGCCCUUCAGUCGUGGGAGCUUUGGCAUGUUCCUCUUUGCACUGGUGGCUCUUUGCUUCAACCUCCUUCUUCCGCAGGUGUUGUCGUGCUUGGACACCACGCGAGGAUCUGGAAAGAAGACCCAAAGACGGAUGCCGCUUGUCAUCUUGUGGAUGAUUGGACAGCUAUCAUACUCAAGCACCAUGUUAUGCGCCUCGAUCGUGAAUGGAGAGGACCGAAUUCUUCUCGUCGCACUCGCGGGACUCAACUGGAGCCUCACACAAUGGGCGCCGUUCACACUCAUCAACGAACACAUGCUUGAUGACGGGUUGGACGCCGGGCUUGUGAUGAGUCUACACAACGUGGCCAUCUCGCUGCCACAGAUUCUGUCGGCACUUUUGACCGGCUGCAUUUUGUGGAUUCUUCGGAUUUUGGACGUCGCUGACGAAUUGGGGAUCUUGCUGAGUCUGACGGCCGUUCCAAGUCUGCUUGCGGCAUACCAAGCCAGUUGUAUACUUCCUUGA